AUGGUUCCCUUUUUUUCGAUCGUUUUAGAUUUGGCACUCCGCUGUCUGCGAAACGCGUAUACUGCAAACCCACAUUCUUUGGACCUUGCCGGUGUCCUAUUCGCUUUGUGUUGUCAUCAUCAGUGCACGUGGGAAGAGUGCGUUGGACGCCGGUGGUUGGAGCGUGACGCCGGUCUGAAUGCCAGAGAGUUCGCUAUUGCCACACGAUUGACCAGUUGGGCCACAUGUGGUUUCCAGCGUCGAUUGCCCAAGGAACAAGCGAUGCCAGACUCAUCGCAUCACCAACGGGACUGUUUUACUGAUGCGGCUGAACUGAUCCAACAUAGAGACGAAGCUGAAUCGUCGUCUUUUGACG
Molecule: messenger RNA, 355 nt
Organism: Dicrocoelium dendriticum
Lineage: Eukaryota; Metazoa; Platyhelminthes; Trematoda; Plagiorchiida; Dicrocoeliidae
Source: the annotation of a GenBank genome assembly